ACCAGUCAAGUAAGUGAGGCGUUCUUUGAUGGCGGCGUUGCGCUAACAGAAAACAUUCCUGCCACACCGUGCAGAAAAAAAAACGUGUCAAUCAUGUCGAAAAUGACAAGUGCCGAGUUGUUCACGCUAACUUAUGGGUCACUCGUGUCGCAAAUGCUGAAAGACUAUGAAUGCGUCGAAGACGUGAACAAACAGCUGGACAAGAUGGGCUACAACAUCGGACUCCGACUUGUGGAAGACUUCCUGGCAAGAACCAACGUAGGGCGUUGCUACGACCUCAGGGACACUGCAGAUAAGCUGCAGAUGGCAUUUAGAACGUACUUCGGGGUAAACCCGUCGAUCGUGAACUGGAGUCCCGCGGGGGACGAAUUUUCCAUGGUUUUUGAGACUAACCCGUUGACUGCUUUCAUGGAACUGCCAGAGGGUCUGAGUGGGCUCAAGUACUGCAACAUGAUUCCCGGAAUAAUUCGCGGUGCUCUGGAAAUGGUGCAGACCGAAGUGGUCGUGUGGUUUGUGCAAGAUCAACUGAAAGGUGAUCAGAGCACAGAAUUGAGGGUGAAGUUCGUGCGCCGUCUGGAAGAUGCCAUACCUGCUGGUGAAGACUGAGAGACUGUUUCGUUCCAAAAGACGUGUACUCGGCUGUGUAUAAAAGUAUAGUGACCGCUUCACAACGCA
This is a messenger RNA of Ornithodoros turicata, 675 nucleotides long. It is a transcript of the gene Bet3, whose product is annotated as trafficking protein particle complex subunit 3-like. The record is from RefSeq and is a predicted model, not a curated record. The transcript has a single exon. The coding region runs from base 94 to 606 and encodes 170 amino acids. Lineage: Eukaryota; Metazoa; Arthropoda; Arachnida; Ixodida; Argasidae. Gene Ontology annotation, biological process: intra-Golgi vesicle-mediated transport; endoplasmic reticulum to Golgi vesicle-mediated transport. Gene Ontology annotation, cellular component: TRAPP complex; cytosol; cis-Golgi network membrane.